This is a messenger RNA of Nycticebus coucang (slow loris), 2542 nucleotides long. RefSeq names its product TNF receptor superfamily member 11b (gene TNFRSF11B). Gene Ontology annotation, biological process: signal transduction. Gene Ontology annotation, molecular function: protein binding. The transcript has 5 exons. The record is from RefSeq and is a predicted model, not a curated record. The coding region runs from base 503 to 1708 and encodes 401 amino acids. Lineage: Eukaryota; Metazoa; Chordata; Mammalia; Primates; Lorisidae.
CUUCAGCUGCAUCCGGACCUCGGCUGAAUCAGACACUCAGGGUGGAGAUGGCACAAGCGCAGCGGCUACCCAGCGUGUGCCCAGCCCUCCCACCGCCUGUCCUGCUUGCCAGGAGGCCGGGCCCUGGCGGGAAGGGGCCGGGAAACCUCAGAGCCCGGCGGAGACAGCGACCGCCUUGUUCCGCAGCCGGGUGGCUUCCCACACUCCGGCCCGGAGGCCAAACACCCCCGCCCCGCCCCUUCGGGGGAACCUCUCCGCCCUGGGGCUGAAAGCGUUAAUUUGGGAGCUUACUGCACCCCCCGCCGCUCCCACCCAACGUUCCUAAAAAAGGUGCAGGUUUGGUCCAGGAUAGAAAAAUGACUGAUCAAAAGGCUGGCGAUACUUCCUGUUGCCGGGACGCUAUAUAUAACGUGCGAGUGCACGGGCUGCGGAGACGCACCGUGGUGCUCGCCUUGCCGCCGCCGCCGCCGCCUCCGAGCUCCCGAGGUUUCCGGGGACCACAAUGAACAAGCUGCUGUGCUGCGCGCUCGUGUUCCUGGAUAUCUCCAUUAAGUGGACCACCCAGGAAACCUUUCCUCCAAAGUACCUUCAUUAUGACCCAGAAACCUCUCGCCAGCUGAUGUGUGACAAAUGUCCUCCAGGCACCUACCUGAAACAGCACUGUACAGCCAGGUGGAAGACCGUGUGCGCCCCUUGCCCCGACCACUACUACACGGACAGCUGGCACACCAGUGACGAGUGUCUAUACUGCAGCCCCGUGUGCAAGGAGCUGCAGUACAUCAAGCAGGAGUGCAACCGCACGCACAACCGCGUGUGUGAGUGCAAGGAAGGGCGCUACCUGGAGCUGGAGUUCUGCUUGAAGCACAGGAGCUGUCCGCCUGGAUUUGGAGUCGCACAGGCUGGAACCCCAGAGCAAAAUACAGUUUGCAAAAGAUGUCCAGAUGGGUUCUUCUCCAAUGAGACGUCGUCUAAAGCACCCUGUAGAAAACACACAAAUUGCAGUGGGCCUGGUCUCCUGCUAACUCAGAAAGGAAAUGCAACGCACGACAAUAUAUGUUCUGGAAACAAUGAAUCAACUCAGAAAUGUGGAAUAGAUGUCACCCUGUGUGAGGAGGCAUUCUUCAGGUUUGCUGUCCCUACAAAGUUUACGCCCAAUUGGCUUAGUGUCCUAGUGGACAAUUUGCCUGGCACCAAAGUAAACCCAGAGAGUAUAGAGAGGAUAAAACGGCGACAUAGCUCGCAGGAACAAACUUUCCAGCUGCUGAAGUUAUGGAAACAUCAAAACAAAGACCAAGACAUGGUCAAAAAGAUCAUUCAAGAUAUCGACCUCUGUGAAAACAGCGUGCAGCGGCACAUCGGGCACGCAAACCUCAGCUUCGAGCAGCUCCGCAGCUUGAUGGAAAGCUUACCAGGGAAGAAAGUGGGAUUGGAAGACAUAGCAGAAACCAGGAAGGCGUGCAGGUCCAGUGACCAGGUCCUGAAGCUGCUCAGCCUGUGGAGAAUAAAGAAUGGGGACCAGGACACCUUGAAGGGCCUGAUGCACGCCCUGAAGCACUCCAAGGCUUACCACUUCCCCAAGACAGUCGCUCAGAGUCUGAAGAAGACCAUCAGGUUCCUUCACAGCUUCACGAUGUACAAACUGUAUCAGAAACUAUUUUUAGAAAUGAUAGGGAACCAGGUCCAAUCAGUAAAAAUAAGCUGCUUAUAACCAGAAGUAGUUGCCGGGCUGCUUCCUCACGGUGGGCCAGACCCCAUGGAUGAGUAAACUACUCCUCAGGCACUGACAGGGGUAUCAUUUCUUUCUCUUCAUUAAUGUCGAUUUUGCCACAAGCCACUAAAAUAAACUACGAUGUGGAGGAAGAACCAACAUCUCCCCUAAAGUUAAAUAAACCCCUAAUAGUUCAUCUAAGUGUCAGAUCUGAUUCCAUCUCUACUGACUGUAUUUUUUCCCCUUAUUACUGCUUGGACGGAGUAAUUUAACUGGAAAUAAACAAAGCUAAACUCCAUUGUUCCUUCCUAAAUAUGAGAAUGUCUAACUUAAAUAGCUUUGAUAUUUCAGCUGUGCUAGAGGCUUUUAUUAGAAAGCCCUAUUUUUUUCUCUGUAAAAAUUACUAAUAUAUCUGUAACACUAUUACAGUAUUGUUAUUUAUAUUCAUUCGGAUAUAAGAUUUGUACAUAUUAUCAUCCUAAAGAGAAAUGGUAUAACUCUUAAUUUUAGAAAGAAAAAAAAUGUAUCCUGUUUAUAAUUAUGACAAACGAAAGAGAUAAAAUAUAUUUUUUAAUAGAAAGUUUGUAGCAUUUUCUAGUAGAUGUUGCUAUUUUUCCUGUGUGGAGUGUUUUAAUAAAAUAACUUUAUCUGUAUAAGCUGUUAUAUCAUUUUACAGAAGAUGCAUUAUUUAGUUAAUUGUUUAAUGUUGGAAAGUGUAUGAAAUAUAAGUUAUCUGGAUAUUAGAUGCUCUGAAAAACUGAAUGUACCUUAUUUAAAAGAUUUUAUGGCUUUACUAUAUAAACAAUACCAUUAAAGUUUUCAAAUUCUUUUUUA